CAUAGGCUCCAUUUGCAAGUGUCACUCGGGCGCAGCUCACUCGCACGUUCGUUGACACGCACCCCCCGAGAGAGAAAAGGCAAAAACCCUGUUGCCAAUGUAAUGGAUUUUACAACUUGAGUAUUUCUUCAGUCGCUCUCACGGAAAUAAACACCGUAUGCAAAGACCGGACAUCGCGGGGCUGCAGUGCAGCAUUUGAAACGACCUUACUCGAAUCACGCAAUCGGGAUGACUGGAAGCGAUUUCCGUGGAUUUAAAAUUUUGUAGAUUAUUCAGUUGCUAGCUAGCUGGCUCCAGCCCGAAAGCACGCAUCCACAAUUACAACGUUACAUGGGCUAAUCAACCGUUUUGAUUUCCUUGCUAGCCAGCUAGCUAGCACACUAACGUUUGUUAGCUACUUUUAUUAGGCAAGGUGGUGGUGUGUUAUUUACCCGGGUAUUGGAGAAUAACGUCGUGUGUCAAUUUUUUUUAUCAACGCUGGCUAGCUAGCCGGAAAGCUUUUAAAAAUUAUAUAUAUACGUCAACGAAGGUCAGGGUUCGAGCGGGGGGCUAACUUGGCCUGAAAUUGAAGUCCUCGGAUGUUAUUUUAACACUUCCAUAACAUAACGUUACCUGUGAGAUUUUAGCUAGGUUUUCCUUCAAUGACAACUAACGUAACUAACUAGUUUAUUAGCUAGCUGACUUUAGCCAUGACACUGUACUGAUAACGUUAGCUUAGAAUGUGUGCUUCCUCAAACGUAGCCGCUACUAGCCAACGUUGAUGUGCUUUUUUUGGACUUCGUAUUUUAUUAACGCGAACUAGCUAGCGAACUGUAGCUAGCUAGACAACUCAUAUAGCUAAUGGUGGUGACUAGCCAUCUGAGACAUAUUUGCUGGCUAAUUGGCUAGCUAGAAACCUAGCUAAAUUGUGUUGCCGGCAUAAAUAGCACUAGUACUACCCAGUUAGUUCACACUAACUGUGGAUCCCCCUAUUUACCCCCCCGUGUUGACAUGGGACACAUACUUGUACGCUAGCUGUCUGGCUAGCUAAUUUAGCGGCUAAUGAAGGAAUCAACUUGUUGAUCACACAGGCGGUGUAACUAACAGUUUGCUAGCUCUGGCUAGCGACUUCACUUUUUCCAACGGACGCACGGCGGUUUUACCACUGCUUGCUAAAUGAACACAAGAUCCUGAAACUAUUUGUAUUCGUCUUCCCCUCUACCCUUAUUUUCUACAACAUCCCUGAAAAUGUCGGCCAGGACGCCAUUGUUGUCCGUCAUUGAAAAAUCGUCAGGUGGCCAGGACACCAAGGCAGGGGGCCGUCCCAGCAUGCCGCGGUGUCGGAACUCUGUUGCCACGACGGCGGAGGAGACCCCUCACAUCGGUAACUAUCGGUUACUGAAGACCAUUGGCAAGGGCAACUUCGCUAAAGUCAAACUGGCACGCCACGUCCUCACCGGGAAAGAGGUGGCUGUGAAGAUUAUUGAUAAAACACAACUCAACUCUUCCAGUCUGCAGAAGCUCUUCCGGGAAGUGAGAAUCAUGAAGCUGUUGAAUCAUCCUAACAUAGUGAAGUUAUUUGAGGUGAUCGAGACGGAGAAGACAUUGUACCUGGUCAUGGAGUAUGCCAGUGGAGGGGAGGUGUUUGAUUACCUGGUCGCUCACGGGAGGAUGAAGGAAAAGGAGGCGCGUGCCAAAUUCAGACAGAUUGUAUCAGCAGUCCAGUACUGUCACCAGAAGUGUAUUGUCCACAGAGAUCUAAAGGCUGAGAAUCUACUCCUGGACGCUGACAUGAACAUCAAGAUAGCAGACUUUGGCUUCAGUAAUGAGUUUGUAAUGGGCAGUAAGUUGGAUACGUUCUGCGGCUCUCCUCCCUACGCCGCCCCGGAGCUGUUUCAGGGGAAGAAGUACGACGGACCAGAGGUGGACGUCUGGAGUCUGGGGGUCAUCCUAUAUACCCUAGUGUCAGGGUCGCUGCCUUUCGAUGGACAGAACCUCAAGGAGUUGAGAGAGCGCGUGUUGAGGGGGAAGUACCGUAUCCCGUUCUACAUGUCUACAGACUGUGAGAACCUACUGAAGAAGUUCCUGAUCCUCAACCCCACCAAGAGAGGCAGCCUGGAGCAGAUAAUGAAGGAUAGAUGGAUGAAUGUGGGUCAUGAGGAGGAGGAGUUAAAACCUUACAUAGAACCCAUGCCUGACUACAAGGACCCCAAGAGAACAGAGAUCAUGAUUCAGAUGGGUUACUCCAUGGAGGAGGUGCAGGACUCGCUGGUCAACCAGAAAUACAACGAAGUCAUGGCCACAUAUCUACUGCUGGACUAUACAAACCACGAGCUGGAUGAGGGUAUCAUUAAGCCCCGCCCAGGAAAUGAACUCUCCAACAGUAACGCCCCCUCCCCGCCCAGCAAGGUGCAGCGCAGCGUAUCGUCCAACCAGAAACCUCGCAGAGCCACUGACCAGGGGUCUUCUGCCAGGGGGCGUGGCCAGAGUGAUAACCAGGAGGAUUCUGUGAGGAAAGGAUCUGGCAGCUCGGCCAAAGUUUCGGCCAGUCCGCUGGUCUCCGACCGCAAGAAGAGUGCCACACCCUCUACCAAUAGCAUAUUGUCGAGUGGUACGGGUCGCAGCAGAAACUCUCCUCUCUCUGAGAGAGCUUCGCUGGGCCAGGGGGUACAGAACGGCAAAGACAGCCUGAACACCCCUGGGUCCCGAGCCUCCACCGCAUCUGCUGCUGCCGUCCUCUCCUCCUCCUCCUCCUCCUCUUCCUCCCGUCCCCGCCACCACAAGUCUCUGUCCACCUCCAACCACCCCUGUCCACCCCCCGGUCCCGGCUCUGACUUCCACGCACCGCCUCACGCACCGCACCACCGGCCCAGCGCUCCCCACCAGAGGCCACCUGGCGCGUCCCCCUCAGCCCACAACAUCAGCAGCUCCGCGGUGACGGACCGGACCAACUUCUCCCGGGGGGUGGCCAUCCGCAGCACCUUCCACGCAGGACAGCAGAGAGGUGCCAAAGACCAGCAGGGUUCUCCGGGGGCGCCAGUCUCCCCCUCCCUCAGCCACGGCAACAGCCAGACCAGGAGACCUGGGGCCACCGGUAUCUUCUCCAAGUUCACCUCCAAGUUCGUACGCAGAAAUCUCUCCUUCAGAUUUCCGAGAAGUCCGUAUGAGGGAGAGGGUCAGGAUGAGGACAGCAGGUCGAUGCUGAGCAGCACCGUCGAUAAAUCAGAGAAGAGCGGCGUCCUAGGCUCCUCCCACAGCGGCAGCGGAGACGAGAACAAGGAUAACUCCUCCCCUGUUUCCGGGACCGCCACCCCGCCACCGAAGGACACAUCGACCAAACCGCGUUCCCUCCGGUUCACCUGGUCCAUGAAGACCACGUCCUCCUUGGACCCCGGGGAGAUGAUGAGAGAGAUCCGGAAGGUUCUAGAAUCCAACAGCUGUGAGUACGAGCUCCGGGAGCGCUAUAUGCUGCUGUGCAUCUUCGGGAACCCCUCCCGCGACGACUUCGUCCAAUGGGAGAUGGAGGUGUGCAAGCUGCCCCGCCUCUCGCUGAACGGCGUGCGCUUCAAGAGGAUCUCCGGGACGUCGAUCGCGUUUAAGAACAUCGCGUCCAAGAUCGCUAACGAGCUCAAACUGUGAGACGGAGAGAUGAGGAGUUUUAUCAUGAGGAUAGAGCGGGACGGAGAGAUGAGGGGUUUUAUCAUGAGGAUCAUGAGGAGGAGAGGAAUGGAGAGAAGGAGUGAGACUGAAUGAGAAGAAUGACGCUGUAUUGAGGGGAGGGGGGGGGGGACUGCUGGACACAGCAGGGGGUAGGCUGGAGGGGUUCAAUAUUUGAGAAGAUUUGAAAGAAGAUGAUGGAUGGAGUGACUGUUCCUGUUCUUUCUGUUGGGGGGGGUUCUGUCUAGUUUUUUCCUCUGUUGAGGUUUGUGUUUUAGAACCUCACUGGGUUCUCUAGCUGGGGUUCCCGUCUUCUAGAUCCACUGCAUGUUGGUUCUGCCUCUCUCUCUCUGCCCCACACACUGUACUGAGAGGAGAGGCCUAAGACUGAACGCACCUUCAUACCUGCUCCGAGGCUCUUCUCCAGUCGGUUCUAGACUGGGUUACACUCAGAGUUCUAAAGAGAAGAGAAGAGAACGGACUGACUGGAUGCUGGAAAUAAACUAACUCAACGCUGGAUGGUUCUCCUGGGUUCUACUGUUCUCUGACCCAAAUGGACUCCCGGAACUCGAACCGUAGAACACACACACACACACAGGCAGGCCUUCAGUGGAAGGACAGACUCUUUCUGCCCGUUUGAUGUGAGGAGAGACAGUCAAGACACUGCUCUGUUUUUAAGUCUCACACACACACAUACACACACCAAACCAGACUCCACCCUUAAUGACUGCUGUCUGUUUUUAAUCCACAUACACCAGGCUUCGCCCCGCCCCCCUCAACUAUUUUGCUUUUACAUUUUCAUCAGGGGUGAAAUCACCCCCCUGUCAUCCAGUCCCAGGCCAAUAGACUUGAUUCACCAUUGGAGGACAAACUUUUUAUUUUCUACAUCCUGGUUGUUUGAUUUUCAAGGUCAAAGGUUGUACACUGGAAAAAGGGGAGUUGGUCAGUUUUAUUCGUUGCCUUUCUUUAAAGAAGAACAAUGGGAAAAUGUAGUUAUUCUUCUUGUUGCUGUUCUAUCACAUUACGAUUUAUCAUGACGUUAUUACGACAAAGAAACAAACUUGUGAUUUUUGUUAAUGUUCAAUGGGGUUGUAUCACGCUUCUGUACAGAGAGAGAGAGAGAGAACACAGCAGCCAUCUUUCUACUCUCCUCCAGCACUCCCCUCUCCUCCCCCUCUCCCUCUCCUCCCCCUCUCCUUUCUACUCCCCCUCUCCUCCAUCUCUCCUUUCUACUCCCCCUCCCCUCCCCGAUGUGUGUCCCCAAAGAGUAAGAAGUACAAAUAUCGAGUAUUACAUUUAUUACAUGUUUUAUUGUAUGUAUUCAGAUCUCUGGACAAAUGAAUUAAGGACUUCUUCUCUUGUUGAUUAUUUCUUUUAUUUUACUUUGUUUGGGUUAAAGAAUGCCUCACCUGAGCUCCCCCCCCCCACACUUAUCUCUGAUGUCACCCAACCUUGUGUCUCCCUGUACCCCUUCACCCCAACAGGACCCCACCCUCUCCCUAACCGGGCAUCUACCUGACUGCUGUGUCUAAGUUAGGUGUGGUCAGUCCAAACGGAGUGGAUGAUGAAGACAUCUCGUUCACCUUGGGGUUGAUUUAUUAUCUGUAGGAGGGUUGGGGUUUAAUGUGUGAACAUGUUACCAUGCCAACAGCCUUACUAUGACCAGUCCUCCAUCAGCCUAAAGCAGAACGAGACGGGGAGAAUGCCAGAGAUUUGAAUUCCCAAUGUUUUCAGAGCAAGGCCGCACGUUCUGUCACUGCGUGCCUUGUGAGUGUGUGUGUGUGGUGUUGUGUGAAUGGUGGUUGAGUGUAUUCUUGUUAUCAGCACGGGGCAUUGAUUCUCUUUAGGAGCUCUCUGCCAGUGGAAAGGAGUGAGAGGAAGCAAUCUCUAGCCAAAUGAUAGCUGCCUGCUUGGGUGAGGGGGAGGGAGAGGGGAGUACACGGCCCUUGAACAGGUAUACAUGAGCAAAACACCUCUGUUCUUUCUAUUUGUUCUGUUAAAUCAUUGUUUUAAGGUGCUGGGAAAAUGUAUUCUUCUUACUAUUGCUGUUAUUACUAUAUUUCAGGGUUGAUUUAUUGUUUUACAUUUUUGCUGUAAUUUCCGAGUCAAACACUUUAACCAGUAUUUGGUUGGUUGGGAGGGACAGGGGUCGACUCCAAAUGUAUUUGUUUUUGUGCAAAGAAAUUCAAUGAAAGUAAUAAAAAUAAAUAAAAAGCUGGUUGCAUUUAGGCCAGUGUAACAAAAGUA
Coregonus clupeaformis (lake whitefish) is the source of this 5883-nucleotide messenger RNA. RefSeq names its product MAP/microtubule affinity-regulating kinase 2b (gene mark2b). Gene Ontology annotation, biological process: intracellular signal transduction; protein phosphorylation; microtubule cytoskeleton organization. NCBI's taxonomy places the organism in Eukaryota, Metazoa, Chordata, Actinopteri, Salmoniformes, Salmonidae. Gene Ontology annotation, cellular component: cytoplasm. The transcript is spliced from 20 exons. Gene Ontology annotation, molecular function: ATP binding; tau-protein kinase activity; protein serine/threonine kinase activity. The record is from RefSeq and is a predicted model, not a curated record. Bases 1228 to 3618 code for a protein of 796 amino acids.